Messenger RNA from Hevea brasiliensis (rubber tree), 637 nucleotides. RefSeq lists its product as uncharacterized. The transcript has 4 exons. Bases 158 to 460 code for a protein of 100 amino acids. The record is from RefSeq and is a predicted model, not a curated record. NCBI's taxonomy places the organism in Eukaryota, Viridiplantae, Streptophyta, Magnoliopsida, Malpighiales, Euphorbiaceae.
GCCCAUGUCUCUGCUUUUUAGUCUAACGCUAUUUGACACGGAGGAAUUUAUACGACGUCGCUGGCUUCCACUGUUCACAUUUUCCAUUACCAGAUCCGUCUCUUCAUUGCCAUCGCCGUCAGCUGCCUCUGCAAAAGCUCUCUAAUUAUCACUACUUAUGGCUACUUUAGCAGUGGCUGCAGCUCGUCAAGCCGCUACUCUCUCCCGACUUUCUUCUCCCAAAACAUCCGCUCAAGCUGCCUCCCUCAUCCACCGCCGUGGCCUAGCCGGCGCAGCUGAUCAUCAUGGACCUCCAAAGGUUAAUUUUUGGCAAGACCCAAUGAACCCAUCUAAGUGGAAGGAAGAGCACUUUGUAAUUGUCUCUUUAUCUGGCUGGGGUCUACUCUUCUUUGGUGGAUACAAGUUCUUUACGAGAGGCAAAGGCAAGAAGGAAGAGAAACUGAUAGAAGCAGCAAACUGAGGUUUGGUGCUUUCAGUCAUUCCUCAAAUUCCUGGUAAUAAUGUGUCGUGGAUUUUAAUUUCAUUGUUCGCAGAUUAUUCUGCCAACCAGUUUGUGUUCUGUUUUAUUGGAGAAUGAUGACUGAUUGAACGUAAAAUCUACGUGCUUUUUUGGAAGAAUAAGCCCUUUUCAUUUGCU